Molecule: messenger RNA, 809 nt
Organism: Aspergillus caelatus
Lineage: Eukaryota; Fungi; Ascomycota; Eurotiomycetes; Eurotiales; Aspergillaceae
Exons: 2
Coding region: 256-450 (64 amino acids)
Source: RefSeq, a predicted model, not a curated record
CGACGAUAACGCAAUUUGACAGGAAGGUCCAAAGAUCAUUCGAUUUGCGAUUUCACCUUAUCUCUCCAUUCCAAGGAACCAGUCCGGUUACCCAUGAUGUCUGGUUGACCCUCAGGCAACCCAGAUUGAAAGAUAUUCCAGACUCAUCCGUUUCAUGGCCCUGGUUCGAACUGCAACCAGAGGACGAUCGGGCCGACCGUGCGAACAAAUAAGACUAUGCUGGACUAUCUCUGGACGAUAUUCUAGGCUGAUGAGAUGCCAAUGAUGAGCCGGGCCUGUAGCCGUAGUGUAACACUAUUUGAUUCUAAUUUAUUUUUGUUAUUUUUUAUAAUUUUUUUGCCCCUCCGCUUGCGUUCAGUCACUUUACGGAUCCGCUAUCACAUGCUUUUCUACUUCUUAUUACUUUUUUUAUUAUCGUCGAUUCUUAAUAGCAAAUUCUAUCUGAUGUGAUUGUUUGAUACCUCGAAGGCUAAUAAAUAUCCUCGUUCCCUGGCCCUUUCCUUCAACUGACUGACUUUAUCUUGACCCUCCCUACUUUCUUCUCUUCCCCCCACCAAGCUUCUUUUAUAUAACACCUGCCCUCCUACCAGUGGCAUUCGACCUGUCUUAUUCUCCGAUAGUUCGUGGCUUACACAUUCCUACUUCCUCAGCAACCGAUGCCUCACGCAGAGCCAAAGAAGAUGGGUGAAAACGCUGUCAACGGCGAGAAGGUACACUCGCACUUCAUCGACGUAAGCCAUGCCACCAUCUUGAUUUAUUCUGGACUAUCACUCACCCUUCAUACAGCACCUCACAUCCUACCCCGUCGU